Molecule: messenger RNA, 1341 nt
Organism: Gekko japonicus
Lineage: Eukaryota; Metazoa; Chordata; Lepidosauria; Squamata; Gekkonidae
Product: transmembrane 9 superfamily member 3-like
Biological process (GO): protein localization to membrane
Cellular component (GO): membrane
Source: RefSeq, a predicted model, not a curated record
CCUUUUCCUCGUCGGAGGCUGGUGGUGGCGACGGGGAUGGCGCCGGCCGGGCUCGUGUGGUGCGUGGCGGCCUUGCUGGUGGCGCGCGGCCGGGCCGACGAGCACGACCACACGUACCAAGACAAAGAAGAAGUUGUUUUGUGGAUGAACACUGUAGGACCAUACCACAAUCGCCAAGAAACCUACAAAUAUUUCUCUCUCCCUUUUUGUGGAGGAUCAAAAAAGAGCAUUGAUCAUUACCACGAAACACUGGGAGAAGCACUUCAAGGUGUUGAGCUGGAGUUCAGCGGUCUGGACAUUAAGUUCAAAGAGGAUGUAAUGCAGACCACCUACUGUGAAAAAGAGUUGGAUAAACCAACAAGAGACGCAUUUGUAUAUGCCAUCAAAAAUCACUACUGGUACCAGAUGUACAUAGACGACUUGCCAAUAUGGGGUAUUGUCGGGGAGGCAGAUGAGAAUGGAGAAGAUUACUAUCUCUGGACCUACAAAAAACUUGAAAUAGGUUACAAUGGAAAUAGAAUUGUGGAUGUCAAUCUGACAAGCGAAGGGAAAGUUAAACUGGUCCCUAACACCAAAAUCCAGAUGUCUUAUUCUGUGAAAUGGAAAAAAUCAGAUGUGAAGUUUGAAGAUAGAUUUGACAAGUACCUUGACCCAUCUUUCUUUCAACACAGGAUUCACUGGUUUUCCAUCUUCAAUUCCUUCAUGAUGGUUAUCUUCCUGGUGGGCUUAGUGUCGAUGAUUUUAAUGAGGACGUUGAGGAAAGAUUACGCUCGCUACAGCAAAGAGGAAGAAAUGGAUGAUAUGGACAGAGAUUUGGGUGAUGAAUAUGGUUGGAAGCAAGUCCACGGAGACGUCUUCAGACCCUCCAGUCACCCUUUAAUAUUCUCCUCGCUGAUUGGAUCUGGAUGCCAAAUCUUUGCCGUUUCUUUCAUAGUGAUCAUUGUGGCCAUGCUAGAGGAUUUAUACACAGAGAGGGGAUCGAUGCUUAGUACCGCCAUUUUUGUUUAUGCUGCAACAUCCCCAGUGAAUGGCUACUUUGGGGGAAGUCUUUAUGCCAGACAAGGAGGGAGGCGGUGGAUAAAACAGAUGUUCAUUGGGGCAUUCCUGAUUCCUGCCAUGGUGUGUGGCACAGCCUUCUUCAUUAACUUCAUCGCCAUCUAUUACCAUGCAUCCAGAGCAAUCCCCUUUGGGACAAUGGUGGCCGUAUGUUGCAUCUGCUUCUUCGUUAUUCUUCCCUUGAACCUCGUUGGCACAAUACUUGGACGGAAUCUUUCUGGCCAGCCCAACUUUCCUUGUCGAGUCAAUGCUGUCCCUCGUCCAAUCCCAGAGAAAAAAUGGUAA